Molecule: messenger RNA, 582 nt
Organism: Aspergillus bombycis
Lineage: Eukaryota; Fungi; Ascomycota; Eurotiomycetes; Eurotiales; Aspergillaceae
Exons: 3
Coding region: 1-582 (193 amino acids)
Source: RefSeq, a predicted model, not a curated record
AUGCCGUUCUUCAGAGACUACAGGACCACAAAUGAGAGAUGGCUCACCUAUAAUGCAAAAAUUCGUGGGAAAGCUACACCCGAAGCUUCUAUACACACCGGAUGGUCUGCUCAAGACGAUCUGACCCUUCAGGAUCUUAGAAAAUGCAAUAUCCCAUGGAAAUAUAUAUCUGCUGCGAUGAACAAUAAGCCCGUCGAAGAUCUCAAAGAGCGAUGGCUGAAUCUCCGGGAGGACAUCGCGAAAGACAUUGUUGCAAAACCAAGGAGAGAUACCAACGAGGUGCAUUUCAUCUAUGAAUUGUCGGAAGAUGGGAAAGUUGAUCGAAACGUGUCUUUCUCAGAUCCAUUGGUUACGAAUGACAAUACUGAUGACCAUCUAAUGGCCUCUCGACCAUCAAAAGUCAAACAUGUGCUCUAUACUGAUGAAAACUUUGAUUUGGAGGAAGUGCUGCUUCUACAUACAAUUGCUGCCAAUUGGGAUAGAGAUAAAUGGUUGGCUGUUAGUACACAUUUCAACGAGAGGACCGGGCGCAGUAUUACCCCAAACGAGGCCAAAUCGAUAAUCGAUCCCAAAGAAGUCUAA